CGCAACCGGAGCGACCGCAGCUGUGAGCGCCGCACGCGUUGCCUUGUACUGGUCGCGGAGCAACCGCCCAGGGUUCUGUGGACUGGCUCGUGCGGAGACGCUGGUUGUGGCCGUGACUCGCCACGUGCGGCGGCGGACGGUUGGGGUUUGAAUUGAGAUUCGGCCGGAGCGCAGCUCAGCUCGCGGACAUGCCCAGAGUCAGGAAGGAGAAGUCGCGAGGACUCCGGCAGGCCGGGGGCCCAGGUAUUGUUUUCAACACUGGAAUCGGUCAGCACAUUCUGAAGAAUCCUUUAAUUGUGAAUAGCGUCAUUGAGAAGGCUGCUAUUAGACCAACAGAUGUCGUACUGGAAGUUGGCCCUGGUACAGGUAACAUGACCGUGAAGAUUCUGGAAAAGGCUAAAAAGGUAAUUGCAUGCGAACUUGAUAGCAGACUUGUUGCUGAACUACAGAAAAGAGUUCAAGGAACACCUGCUGCAAACAAACUUCAAAUAAUGGUCGGAGAUGUGCUGAAGACAGACUUGCCAUUCUUUGAUGCAUGUGUAGCAAAUUUACCAUAUCAGAUCUCGUCUCCAUUUGUUUUUAAACUGCUGCUGCACAGACCAUUCUUCAGGUGUGCAGUGUUGAUGUUCCAACGAGAAUUUGCCCUUCGACUUGUUGCAACACCAGGAGAUAAAUUAUACUGCAGGCUCUCAAUCAACACACAACUAUUGGCACGUGUAGAUCAUCUGAUGAAGGUUGGGAAAAACAACUUCAGACCACCUCCUAAAGUUGAGUCAAGUGUGGUUAGGAUAGAACCAAAGAAUCCACCUCCACCAGUGAACUUCCAGGAGUGGGAUGGUCUGGUCCGGAUAGCAUUUGUGAGAAAAAACAAGACUCUAACUGCAUCUUUUAAGUCCAGUGCAGUUCAACAGUUGCUGGAAAAAAACUACAGAAUACACUGUUCUUUGCGAAAUAUUGAAAUUCCAGAAAAUUUCAGUAUUUCUGAAAAAAUCCAGAAAAUCCUUGAAGACAGUGGUUGCAGUGAAAAACGAGCUCGAACAAUGGACAUAGAUGACUUUAUGAGAUUGCUCCAUGGUUUCAAUUCACAAGGAAUCCACUUCUCAUGAGAGUACUUUCUGCAACUUCAGUGUGGAUUUUACGUUUUACUGCAGGACAUUUAUUUAUUUUUUUUGUUGCAGUACUGAGUGAUUUUAAAUCAUUUGAGAGAAGUGCAACUUGGUUAAAUUAUAUCUAAUUAAUUUACUUUGCAAAUAAAAGUAACUGAAGUUUGCACAAAGAUGCUUGAUUAAGAAAAUAUGUAACAUCUGUAAAUAAAAUAACUUGAAAAAUGUUGCUUCCUUUAAAAACGCGUUUUUAUACUUUAUCAAGUAUGUGUUACGGGGUAACUCAGCAAUGUAUAGUUUCAAUAAUUAAGUACAAGAUUUUACUUGUAUUUCAAUAUCAAUUUCUUGUAAAAUCGUUCCUCCAAUAAAUCCAAUGGUAUUGCAA
Leucoraja erinaceus (little skate) is the source of this 1488-nucleotide messenger RNA. RefSeq names its product DIM1 dimethyladenosine transferase 1-like (S. cerevisiae) (gene dimt1l). The transcript is spliced from 12 exons. NCBI's taxonomy places the organism in Eukaryota, Metazoa, Chordata, Chondrichthyes, Rajiformes, Rajidae. Gene Ontology annotation, cellular component: mitochondrial matrix. Gene Ontology annotation, molecular function: rRNA (adenine-N6,N6-)-dimethyltransferase activity. Gene Ontology annotation, biological process: rRNA methylation. The record is from RefSeq and is a predicted model, not a curated record. The coding region runs from base 189 to 1106 and encodes 305 amino acids.